AUGCAGGAGAAGCCUCCAGGCAGACUGCCCAGAGCACUGAGGGGGCGCAUGGGUGAAGCCAACACCCGCUUUGUGCAAGGCAAGCAGGAAAAGGCCAUUUGGCUGUGCUUGGACAUCAUCCGACAAGCUCCUCUGGCUUAUGAGCCAUUCUCUACACUUGCCAUGAUACAUGAGGACCAAGGUGACAUGGAGAAGUCCUUGAGGUUGGCAUUCACUGCUGCACAUUUAAAUCCCAGUGACACUGAAGAAUGGGCUAGACUGGCAGAAAUGUCCCUCGAACAAGACAAUAUUAAGCAGGCUAUUUUUUGCUAUACACAAGCUCUGAAGUAUGAACCUACCAAUAUCCAUUUUCUGUGGGAGCGGUCAAGUCUGUGUGAACAGAUGGGCGAUCGUGAGAUGGCGAUGGACGGGUACCGGCGCAUUCUCAACCUUCUGCCUGCCUCUGAUGGAGAGCGCUUUCUGCAGCUGGCUAGAGACAAGGCCAAAGGACACUGGCAAGCCAGCGAGGGUGCUUCCGCCAUUAGCAUGAUUGAAGAGGCUUUCUCCAUACCCCAGACCCUGAGCUCCAUGGAAGGUGGCAGCCUCACAGCUGGUGAAAAAGCUUUGCAGGUAACUGUGGAAUUUCCCAAAGUUGUACUAGAUGAAGAAGCUUCAGAAGAAGACCAAGAAGCUGUUCCCUUAGAAGAGGAGAAGAAAGGCUGUAGUGUCAUUUGGAUGGGAGCCUGUCCUUAG
This is a messenger RNA of Octodon degus (degu), 732 nucleotides long. Its product is annotated as general transcription factor 3C polypeptide 3. Gene Ontology annotation, molecular function: protein binding. Gene Ontology annotation, biological process: transcription by RNA polymerase III. Lineage: Eukaryota; Metazoa; Chordata; Mammalia; Rodentia; Octodontidae. The record is from RefSeq and is a predicted model, not a curated record. The transcript has 5 exons. The coding region runs from base 1 to 732 and encodes 243 amino acids. Gene Ontology annotation, cellular component: transcription factor TFIIIC complex.